This is a messenger RNA of Sceloporus undulatus (fence lizard), 372 nucleotides long. RefSeq names its product T-box-containing protein TBX6L-like. Gene Ontology annotation, molecular function: DNA-binding transcription factor activity, RNA polymerase II-specific; RNA polymerase II cis-regulatory region sequence-specific DNA binding. The transcript has 2 exons. Lineage: Eukaryota; Metazoa; Chordata; Lepidosauria; Squamata; Phrynosomatidae. Gene Ontology annotation, cellular component: nucleus. The record is from RefSeq and is a predicted model, not a curated record. Gene Ontology annotation, biological process: regulation of transcription by RNA polymerase II; positive regulation of DNA-templated transcription; cell fate specification. The annotation marks the transcript as partial.
UUCUCUCCUGACCAGUGGAACAAGGACCGUUGGGAAGUGGCCGGGAAGGCCGAAACGCAGCCUCCGUGCCGGACUUACGUCCACCCGGACUCUCCGGCCGCCGGAGGGCAUUGGACGAAGGAAGUCGUCUCCUUCCAGAAGCUGAAGCUGACCAACAACACGCUUGACCAGCAAGGACACGUCAUCCUCCACUCGAUGCACCGCUACCAGCCGCGUUUCCACGUUUUGCGUGCGGACGACUUUUUCUGCGACGGAGCAGCAUUGGCGCCACCGCGUUGGAGCGCCUUCCAGACCUUCAGCUUCCCGGAGAUGGCCUUCACUUCCGUCACGGCGUAUCAGAACGAAAAGGUGCGGGUGCAAGAGACGCGAGCG